CAGGAAAGCAUGCCGUUUGCAGUGGUGGGCAGCGACAAGGAAUACCAAGUAAAUGGCAAAAGAAUCCUGGGCAGGAAAACUCCCUGGGGCGUCAUUGAAGUGGAAAACCUCAAUCACUGUGAAUUUGCCCUACUUCGAGACUUUGUCAUCAGGACCCACCUCCAAGACCUAAAAGAAGUGACGCACAACAUCCACUAUGAGACCUACAGGGCCAAGCGGCUGAAUGACAACGGGGGGCUCCCCCCGGUGACCGCCGAGACAGAGGAGAACCACGAAA
Molecule: messenger RNA, 277 nt
Organism: Terrapene triunguis (Three-toed box turtle)
Lineage: Eukaryota; Metazoa; Chordata; Testudines; Emydidae
Product: neuronal-specific septin-3-like
Exons: 3
Biological process (GO): cytoskeleton-dependent cytokinesis
Cellular component (GO): septin complex; neuron projection; cell division site
Molecular function (GO): GTP binding; molecular adaptor activity; GTPase activity
Source: RefSeq, a predicted model, not a curated record